Molecule: messenger RNA, 5107 nt
Organism: Acipenser ruthenus (sterlet)
Lineage: Eukaryota; Metazoa; Chordata; Actinopteri; Acipenseriformes; Acipenseridae
Product: retinoic acid-induced protein 2-like
Exons: 2
Coding region: 415-2064 (549 amino acids)
Biological process (GO): animal organ development
Cellular component (GO): nucleus
Source: RefSeq, a predicted model, not a curated record
GGUGCGUGCGCAGAUCACUGGAUUGCAUUCCCCGUUUACUUCUAGAGCGAGCUGCAGCUGAGACCCUUGUCAUGGUUUGAAUAGAGGUGCUCAUCCAACGACACCUAUUAUUGGACUUGUAAUCUUAUUUGAAAAUCCAAGUCACCAAGAUGCAAAAUUCCGCAAGCAUUUGAAUAAAUAAGAAAUUACAGUGCUGGACUAACCGCUUGAUCACGACAGCAGCAAAAUUAAGUGAUGACUAGCUAGUUUAGGUGCACCACUGGCAUUCUAUAUUAAUAUUUUCAUUGUCCAGACUUCAAAAGAAAAUACCGCAAAGCCUCUAAAGCCAGACUGGAGACCAUGAGAGCUAAAUGAUUGCGAACUAAAGCGGAUUGGUGAAAGCUCAGUGUCGGAAAGGAAGGAACAUCCCGUCAAAUGGAGGAUCUCUACAAGGAUGCUCAGGCCAGCCUGCCCCUGGACAUGGCCAGCUCCCCGACUGCAGUUAGCCCCGCCAGUGGCAAGCUUGAAAACGGAAUGACCCAGCUCAUCACAGCCGAGGCCUGGAACAUUAACCCCACAGGCAUGAUGAAGAAACCCCUGUCCCCGCUUGUGACGGUGCCAGCUCCUCCCAUGGUGACCCCUUCAGUUGAAUCUCCCAGUGGGGUGGCUCUGAAAGUGGCUGCUACUGUCCUCCAACCCAUCUGCCUUGGAGAAAGUCCAGUGAUGCUGCCCAUUCACCUACAGGUAGCAGGAAGCGCCACUCCUCAAAUGAACCCUGCUGGCAACACUCCUUAUGUCAUGACUAGCCAAGGGCCCAUUCCACUGCCACUUGUUCUGGAGCAGCAUGUGUUUCAGCAUUUAAACUCUCCCAUGUUGUCUCAGGGCCCUUCUUGUCCCACCAUAUCCUUACAAAACAAUGUCUUGUGUCAGAACUCUUCCCUCUCUUUCAGCCAUGCACCCCCACUGGACCAGAAGUCAUCUAGCCAAACACAAGAGCCUGGGAUCCUGCCUUUAUUCCAGAAUCCAGGCUUUGCCACCAUUCUCCAGGAUCUGUUCCCCUCUCAGAGCAACUUGGGUCCGUCAGUUUGCCAUUCAGCCAGCUCAGCUCCCACAGACAAUUUCUCUUCAAACUUUUUCCCACCACUGCCUAGUCAGGCGUAUAGUUCCCCCCUGUCCCCGCUGGUGCCCCCCCCGACCCUCCUCGUCCCCUAUCCUGUCAUCGUUCCCCUUCCAGUUCCCAUUCCUAUUCCCAUCCCCAUCCCCAUUCCCGUCCCACAGAGCACAGAAUCUAAGGGAUUCACAGACUCACCUAAAUCGGUCUGCACUUUGACCAAAAGCACCCAAACUGCUAAAGAAGCUUUGAGUCCCCAGCACCUGCAAACCAGUGUUGUUACCCACAUAAGCCAGCUAGCAGUCUCUACAAUGCUACCACCCAAUGAUGGGGAAGCACUCGAUCUCUCCAUCAAAGCCCUGCCUUUGCCAACAAAACAGGAAAUUCCUUACCAGCAAGACAGUGUCCUGGAUCUCUCGAUGAGUCGUGUCAGGAAACAGGGUGUACCCAUGUCUCACUCGGACACCAGCAAAGACCCUCUCAUAUCUUUGGUAGAGCGCCCAACUCGCUCUGGGGAUGAAUCGUACAGUGCUGCACGGCUGAACGAGGGUUUUCAGAAAGUGACUUCAUUUGAGUUUAGCAAACAGCACAAGUGGCUGGUGGACCCCAACAGUAACAGACCUGGCUGCGACCCCAAGUGUGGUGGAAGCAACAUAGAAAUUGUCAGCACGUCCCAGACAGCCAAGGUCAUUGUAGCAGUCAAAGAUGCUGUUCCUGCUAUAUUCUGUGGGAAGAUCAAGGGCCUAUCUGGGGUGUCCACCAAGAACUUUUCUUUCAAACGAGACAGUGCUCAGGAGGCCAUGCUACAGCAGUGUUACGACGCCAAGACCCAAGCCGAGCAGCGAGACGGCAACGACCCUCUGAAAAAACCUCUGAAAAACAGGGGCAUCAAAUUAAAGAAAAUGAACUCACAGGAGAUACAUAUCCUUCCUAUUAAAAAGCAGCGCUUGGCUGCAUUUUUCCCAAGGAAAUGAGGUACCUAGUGUAGGCUUGGGUAAACUUAGUUGAUGUUGCUUUGACAACUGGUUAUAUCCUGUUCUUGAAUAUUAGUAAACAAAACAAUAUGUAAGAAAGAAAGAUCCUUGAGUCAGGACACAGUCCCAUAAUUGUUAUUAAGAUAUACAAGGAGAAACUUGCGCCUGUGAUUGCUAAGCUAUUAGAUUCAAAGAACAACUCGUAAUCAAAGAUGUGUGUUCACAGACUGUGGCCUUGAGUGUACCUAACCCACUGUAUCCUAAAACUGUAGGAGCAUAAAUAUUGAUGUAUCAUGAAUAUUCAGUGUUUCACAAAUACAUCAUGAAUAUGUAUUGCCACGAUUUACCCUACUAAUAUCCACUUCACACACACAUUUAUUCUCUAGAUCCUAGUCUUUUAAUAUUCAUGAAGGUGGAAGACCAGUUGUAAGAGUGAGGUAUCUUGUUUCUACGAUAAAUAGGGGUAAUGAGUAGGGGUGUACCGAUAUUCGUAUUUUCAGAGUAAUUACCUUUGAGAAAUUAAAGUUGUUAGGUACUGAUUAAAUGGAAUAAAACAUGUUAAUUACUCAACGCAAAACAAUUUGAUCCCUUGGUUUCCUUUGUUUGCACAAUUAUUGAAUAUCAAUCAAUAACAAUCUGGCUGUAUUAUUUAAUAUAGAUGUUGUGAUGGACCUAAACUCAUUUAUAUUUUUCAGCAAUUAUUUUUCUUACCUUUCUUUUUUGCUUUUGAAUGAAAUAAUUUUUAUUUCACUUUCCUUAGAAAUGCAUCAUCUCUGCAGUGAAUUGUGGGAUUGUAGUCCUAGUCCUAUUGUAGUCUCCGAUUAAACUCGACAAAGAAAUAUAUAUCCCAGUUUCCACAGCAGUAGCUCUUGAGUUUGGGUUAAGGAGCGGUCACAUUUAUGUGACGAAAUCAGUUGCUUUUGCUUAUUUUGCAACAUAUUUUCAUUGUCAGUUGUGCGGCCUCGGUUCAGCAGUAGAAAUGUCAGCACCCAAGAUGAAAUUAUCUUACAACCGGCUUUUAAAACACUUACGGGUAGUCUUGGACUACUUUACCUAAAAUAACAUUAGUUAUACCAAGAUUAGUGAUAAUCAUGGUCUGUGAAACCAGCCAUCAAUGUUUAAGUUAAUUGCCAUCGAUUAGAGGUGAUGAAAAGUCAGCUUUUUUUGUUCUGAAAUCAACACAUUAAUAAAUGGAUUUAUUUAAUACCAAAUUCUUCUUAAAGGCAAUUGCUCAGAAAAUAUGAGUAACCCAUAAGAGGUUAUUAAUUAAGGACAUUUUUGCUUUAGGCUUUUGAUACAAUUUGGGUAUGUUUUUUUUUUUUUCAGUUUAUGAGAUGACCCAAGUGUAUUUUGUUUCACAAGCUCUAUUUAUAGCUCCUUUUGUAAAUUACAUUGUUUUGUCAGUGGGAGUGUCUGUGUGUGUGUGUGUAUGGAUGUUACUCUGCUACUGCUAUAAGAUGAUAAAGGUUAGGUUCUCUCAAUAUUAUUAAAGCUAUUUUAAUGUCUAUAUGUGAUAAGGGACCUUGUCUCAACUGCUACUUGAAAAAUAAUCAGAGACUACCCCCAAUCUUACCAGCAGGUGACGCUGUAAGGCAGUGGCAAGGCAUAUAAAAGGGUGGGUACAAAUACUAUAAAAAAACAUGUGCCAUAAAUGCUUAAUGUUCAUAAAAUUCAAGCGCUUUUUACUGGUUACUGGCACAAUGAGGUUAGCAAGCCAAUUGUUUAUUUUAUAAAACUUUUUGGUUUAAAAUACAUUCGAUAACAUUUAAAAACAAUGCUAAAGGAUUUCACGUAUAGAGCAGAUGCAUGAAUCUUCCAAUUUAAUUAUUGAAUUGCAGUUUACUUAAAUAAUAAAUUGUCAUUUAACAUGGUAUGGAGAGGAUCUUUUGACUUCAGUACCAAUCAGUGUGUUUGUAUUUGCUAUGCUCUGCUGUAUGGGGUCCACAGGGCCUACAGGAAUAAGAGAGACACACCCAGAACAGAUGGAAUAUCUAGAUCUAUAAUAUAGUUUGCCAGCUGUAAUAUUUAUUAUACUUGUGAUUGAAGCACACGUAGUAAAAAUUGUCUCACUAAAAUGGAAAUCGAAGUAUUACAUUUAGUCGAGACAUGUAUUUAUUUAGCAGACGUGAAGAACCUACUCUUCCUUAUCUCAAAGACUGCAGUGGAUAUUGUCCAGAGGUUCCCCGCCCCUCUUACUUUGCAAUCCACUGAGCCCUGAUCAGUAUUUUUCAGUGGAUUAUUCCUGUGAGUACCCGGUAUUGUAGCCUGUGCUGUGAAAGGUAGUGCCACAACUGCAAAGGAACACCUAUGAUGCACAUUUGCUUUUUGCAGUUCAUUUUUGUAUAAAACACAUAUAUGCCAAUAUUUUACAUCAAGUGAAAGUUUUCUGUGAGGAUAAUUUAACAACAUAAAGCUAUAAAUAAAUAAAUAAAUAAUACUGCUCCUUCCUGAAUCUAACCCCAGGAUGAAAUUGUAAUUAUGGUGCCUCUAUCCAUAUAGUGCCUGUGCAACUGUGCAUAACGUGUAUGAUUUUUAUCUCUGUUCGUUUUUUAAAAGCCUCUCUUAAGGAUAGCAGCACUAUAAUUAAAAUUUCGUCCUAGGGCACGUGGUUUCGUUCAAGUUUUUCACCAUUACAGUUGUUUUAUUUUUCAAAAUGACUUUUUGCACUUUCUGCUUUUGAUUUCAACCAAGGGUGGCACUAUCUUAUAAUUGUGAAACAGCUUAUUACUUUCGUGUGUAAAUGACUUAAAAUGUUUGCAAAACUGUGCAUACCUAUAUGUAUACCUACAUCUUGCUUUGUAUUUAAGGACGCACAUGGGAUGAAGCGUACAGUACGUCAGGGUGAUAGAUUGCUAUUUUUAAAAAGGUACCGUUAUUGUUUAGAUGACUAGGUCAGCUUUUGCUGUUUUAUGUACUGUGAGAAGCAAAGAUUUUGUAUGCAGUGAUAUCCGAGUAAUGACAUUUUAUACUAGGACCAGGGACGGUUUCCUUUUUCUUUUUUUUUUUUUUUUUUUUUUUAAACAGUUCAGCGGGAUGAGUUACA